GCGUAGACGAUCUUUCUCCGCUGCUGGUUUUGACGGAGCUGGUGAGGAGAGCGGAGGAUCCGUGUGGACCACAGCUUACUGCUGCUGCAGCGGCCGAGCAGGGGGGACGGACACACCGGCCGGGCACGGUUCCCUUCAGACACACACUGUCACACACGCAUCCACACACACUCAGCUCUCUCACCAUCCUCUCCGGCAUCAGCACACACUCGGAGGCAGAGGAGGGGGGAGGACGCGCAGGAGCCGGGGUCUGCAGCGGAGACGGUUUGAACUACUUCCUGAAGACAGUCAGUGACUCAGAUUUAAUCCUCGCAGAGUGGAUCCAGACUUUGUCACCACCCCGAUUGUGCCGUUGAAUUUGGACAGGAGGUUUUCACCCAAACCAUGGACAGGAACAGGAAGUGGGUGCCGGGCUUCGGGCCUGCGCUAUUGAUACUCUUGAGUCACGUGACCUCAGCGCUCGAAGUGCCUCUGGAUCCUAAAGUACUGGAAGGAUUGCCCCAACCCCCCACCAUAACGCAACAGUCCCCGAAGGAUUACAUCUUUGAUCCGCGGGAGAACAUCGUCAUCCACUGUGAGGCCAAGGGGAAGCCUCAUCCCAGUUUUUCCUGGACAAGAAAUGGGACCCACUUCGAUGUAGAGAAAGACUCCAAAGUCCUGAUGAAACCCGGCUCAGGGACUCUGGUCAUUGACAUCAGCGGGGAGAAGGCCGAGGCUUAUGAGGGGACAUACCAGUGUACGGCCCACAAUGAGCACGGCACGGCUGUAUCCAACAGGAUUGUCAUCAGACAGUCCAGGUCCCCCUUGUGGUCGAAGGAGAGAAACGAGGCCAUCGUGGUGCAGAUGGGGGUCUCCCUGGUGCUGCAGUGCCGGCCCCCUGCAGGGCUGCCCCCUCCUGUCAUCUUCUGGAUGGAUAACAAUUUCCAGAAGCUACCGCUGGAUCAACGAGUGUCCCAGGCUCUGAACGGAGACUUGUACUUCUCGAAUGUCCUCCCAGAAGACAGCAGGUCGGACUACAUCUGCUACGCUCGCUUCCCUCACACACAAACCAUCCAGCAGAAGCAGCCGAUCUCAGUGACCGUGCUGGACAACAGCCCAGAGGGGGAGCACCGCCCCCGCUUCAUGAUGCCUCUGGGCACCAGCAGCACCAAGAUGGUUCUGAGAGGGGAGACUCUGGAGCUGGAAUGCAUUGCUGCGGGCUUGCCCACUCCAGAUAUCUCCUGGCAGAAGGAUGGAGGAGAGCUGCCGGGCGGCAGGACGACCUUUCAGAACUUCCAGAAAACGCUCAAGAUUUCUGACGUGAGUGAAGCCGACGCCGGGAACUACCGCUGCACGGCCACAAACAAGCUGGGCACUGCGGACCACAUCAUCAAGGUCAUUGUCAAAGCGGCUCCUUUCUGGGUCAGCGCUCCCAGGAACCUGAUCCUCGCCCCCAAUGAGACCGGCAUCCUGACCUGUCGAGUCAGCGGAGAGCCCAAACCGAAGAUCACCUGGUUCGUCAAUGGAGUCCGCAUAGAGAAUGCGCCCGAGGACCACACUCGGAAGGUGGAUGACGACACUGUGAUUCUCAGCAAUGUGCAGUCAGGGUCCAGCGCCGUCUACCAGUGCAACGCCUCCAAUGAAUUUGGUUACCUGAUGGCCAACGCCUUCGUCAACGUUCUCGCUGAGGCGCCAAGAGUGCUCACUCCACCCAACAGGGUGUACCAGGUCAUCGCCAACAACCCCGCGUUACUUCACUGUGCCUCCUUUGGAUCACCCAUACCAACCAUCACAUGGUUCAAAGACAGUCAGACCAGCAUUAAGAGCGGCGACCCUUAUGUGAUCCACGAGAACGGUACAUUGGAGAUCCACGUCGCCCAGCCGCUGAACAGUGGAAAGUACACCUGCAUUGCCACCAACAACUUGGGGAUCAAGGAGAACCACGUGUACCUGGAGGUCAAAGAGCCCACCCGCAUCCUCAAGCAGCCAGAGUACAAGGUGGUCCAGAGAGGCAUGAGCGCCUCGUUUGAGUGUAAAGUCAAACACGACCCGUCCCUCAUCCCCACCAUGACCUGGCUCAAAGACAAUGGAGAGCUACCCGACGAUGAGAGGUUCCUGGUGGACACCGACAGUCUGACCAUCAAAGACGUGACGGAUGGAGAUGAGGGCACCUACACCUGCGUCAUGAACACCACACUGGACCAGGACUCGGCCAGCGCCAUGCUGACUGUAGUCGAGGCUACUCCUACUCCGGCUAUUGUCUACGAGAAACCCGACCCACCGACUGACCUGGAACUGACUGACCAGACGGAGAGGAGCGUUCGGCUGUCCUGGAUCCCCGGAGACGAACACAACAGCCCCACACAGAAGUUUCUGAUCCAAUACGAGGAUCUGCUCCACGAGCCAGGAGUUUGGGUCAACCUGACGGAGGUUGCCGGCACCAGCACCACAGCACAGUUACACCUCUCUCCGUACGUGUACUACUCCUUCAGAGUCAAGGCUCUGAACAACGUCGGCCUCAGCGAGCCUAGCCAGUCCUCAAGCCAGUACAGGACAACCCCUGCAGCUCCCGAUGACAAUCCAUCGGAUGUGCGGGGAGAAGGAACAGAGCCUGGAAACUUAGUCAUCUCCUGGACACCGCUGACAGGGUUUCAGUCCAAUGGGCCCGGUCUGGAGUACAAAGUACACUGGAGACAGAAGGACGUGGACGAGGACUGGUCCUCGAAGACUGUGGCCAACGCUUCCCAGUUCGUCGUGUCCGGAACGCCAACCUACGUGCCCUUUGAGAUCAAGGUUCAAUCUCUGAACGAUUAUGGCAACGGCCCAGAAGCUGAUGUAGUGACUGGAUACUCUGGAGAAGACUUGCCUUUGUCUGCCCCUGAUAGUGUCCAGAUCAUGGUUCACAACAGCACUCUUGCAGAAGUCCACUGGGAGCCUGUGUCUCUACCUUCAGUCAGAGGAAAACUGCAGGGAUACAAGGUGUACUACCGUCGAGAGCGUGGCCUGCACGAGACAGCAGGGGGAGCUGAGCAGCAGGAGCACGUUCUGACGUUCAGCGGGAAUCGUAGCGAGGGCCGUCUGCCAGGCCUCGAGCCUUACAGCAUCUACAACGUCUCCAUCAGGGUCCUGAAUAACAAGGGAGAAGGGCCCCCUAGCCCCAGCAAGAGAUUUGAGACACCCGAGGGAGUCCCAGGGCCUCCUUCUUUUCUGAAUGUCGUAAAGCCUGGUUUGGACUCGCUCACUCUGGAAUGGGGCCCACCAGUGAAAAACAAUGGACGCCUCGCUGGAUACAUACUGACAUAUCAACCAGUCAACAAAACCUAUGAACUGGGGCCAGUUAAGGUCAUGAACCUCCCAGCCAAUGAGACCACCUUUACCCUGGACAGCCUGAACUCCAGCAUGCUCUACAAGUUUUACUUAAGUGCAAAGACAAUCAAGGGCCCAGGCCCCACCGUCACACGGGAGGCCUUCACAGUCAUGGACACAAUUCGCUCUCAGCCCACUGUAGAGACGGGCAAAGGCCCCACAGAGCCCCCUCACCCAACCUCCCCCGUCACUCAGUCUCCGCCUCCCCCGUUUCACAAGGUGCCACCUGUAGGCCCGGCGUUCGGCACAGUUAACACGUCGGUAUCGGAGGAGGGUGCGGUGAUCAGUUGGGAUUACUUUGGACACCAUAAGAAUGUAUAUGUGGAAUAUAUGGUAGAAAACAGUAAAGACGACUGGAAAAAGGAGCUGGUAAACGGCUCACACUGGCAUAUGAUAAAAGGUUUGAAGCCGGGGUCGUCCUAUAGGGUGCGCGUGGUAGCUAGAGACCCGGCCGACCCGACGGUCCACAGCACAGAUGAAGUGUUGGUUGCGGUGCCAGCUGUCCCCAGCCGGCAGGUAGACAUCGCCACCCAGGGGUGGUUCAUUGGGCUGAUGUGUGCCAUCGCCCUCCUCAUCUUGGUCCUUCUCAUCGUGUGCUUCAUCAAGAGGAACAAGGGUGGCAAAUAUCCAGUCAAAGAGAAAGAGGACGCUCACCAAGACCCCGAGAUCCAGCCCAUGAAGGAGGACGAUGGGACGUUUGGAGAGUACAGUGACACGGAGGACCACAAGCCACUGAAGGGCAGCCGGACGCCAUCCAACGGGACGGUGCGCCGCGACGAGAGCGACGACAGCCUAGUGGACUACGGGGAGGGCGGGGACGGACAGUUCAAUGAGGACGGCUCCUUCAUCGGCCAGUACAGCGGCAAGAAAGAGAAAGACACGCACGAAGGCAACGAGAGCUCGGAGGCCCCGUCGCCCGUCAACGCCAUGAACUCGUUUGUCUAACGAAGGGCCUCUCGAGACUGCCGAUAACGCCCUCAUCUCCACACCCCACCGGCCCAUGUCACACUGUGACCUCCUCUGAUCAACACACACUCAACAUGGCAAAGACCAACACCACACCCCCCCCCCACCCACAAAUGAGCAUUGGAAAGAAGGUGUGAAUCGAGGGAUGUGAGGACUCUGAGAAGGAGAGGAAGCAAUAUAGAAAAGCAGAAGGAAUGUACCAGAGGGAGUUUCACCACUCGGACUGAGCAGAAGUGUGGCCAAGUGUGUGUGUGUGUGUGUGUGUGUGUGUGUGUGUGUGUGUGUGCGUGCGUGCGUGCGUGUUAGUGCCAUUUGAUCUCCUUUGCAAACACACUAAACAUGAUGUAUCCAAAAAUAUAUAUUUUAUCAAAGUACAGUACAGUACUUGACCCGCAGGCAGGCAAAUAUGCAUCGAAUCACGCUCAUCAACACCUGCAUGGACUAAAUCAUGAUUCUAUUAAGCAUUUUACCAUCUUGUGUCAGUUGUUGCGGAGGUGAGCUGCGUGUUGAGACUGUAUAUGGUGCACGCGUACUAGUGACUGGGGUUCGCCUCUUAUUGUUUUCUCUUUUUUUCAGUCAAAGUGUUCAAUGGCGUACGAUAUAUAGAAAAAAAAAGGGCAGCGGUGUCUUUGUGGACACUGCUGUGAAAUGUGUGACUCAAAGUAGAAGCUAGCAGUCUUUUCGAGACAGAUGAACUGUUUGUACAUAUGUAAUAGAAUAAGAAGAAAGCUAUAUUUCAAGGUCAGGGAUGUCCAUUUGUAUUCAUCGGAAACCUGGCUAGAAACACUUUGAACUCAGUGUUCGAUCACUCGUUCUCACACCAGCCAGCCAAGCCAGAACUCCCACACUUUCCAAUCGACCUGUUUUUGAGCCUCGUGUUUUCUCAAGCUUUUCCUAACUUCGAAUUUUAAAUGUUUGCGUCUCUUUUCUGAUCUAGCGUAUUAAACACCGAAACCUCUAUGCUCCGUGUUCCCGAGCACUUACUGAACCCAAAUGGAAGUGUCACUGAUCCAGCGUCAUCAAGUGCUUCCACCCCAAAUCGCCUACCGAGCAGGCAUUUGUUUUAGGUGAUCAUGGCAAUAUCAGAAAUAACCACUCCCCCCCUCCGAUAUUGUGUCCUGAUGGCAUUUCAACUUAGCUGCAGAAAAAAAAAGAUCCUACAUGCCGAGGUUGACUGAGAGUGCACACUGUAGUUUUUGGAUGUUUUCGAUGUUGGCGAUGAAGAAGCUCUCAGCACGGUUUCUAGUGCCUUUGUAGAGAACAGUCACUUACAUCCAUAGAACAACAUCCCUCUUCAUACACUGGACAGACCUGGGCUCAGUGCAGUUCAAGCAGAAUCCCACUGUACUUUAACUUUAAAGGCUAUGCUAGUAUUCAAAACUACAUUAGGCAUUCAAUGAAAUGUCUAUGAAAUGUGUUGAAACUAAGACCCUUUAUGUGAGCUAGGUGGUCAGUAAGUAUUGUGAAACAUCAGUGCAGGCUUAUUAACUUCAGAUACCCUCCUCGAGUCUUUAAAGGUGCAAUAUGUAAGAAUUCAUACUCCCAACAAAUGGGGUCGGCAUAUCUCCACAGUCACUGCUAACUGCUGCUAACUGUAGUCCAUGAACGUAGUUAUUGUUAGCUUGUUAGCUCAGUUAGCCAUGCAGCUAGCCAGUAUUUACGUUUGGACUACUGGGAGAAAGGUUUUCAGGCCCGGGGCUAGCUGGUUAGCAUGCAAACUUCAGUAAAUAAUCAGCAACACAAUACAUAGCAUAACAGUUGAUGAUUUAAUUAGCUUGUCAGUGUUUUAAAUUAUAAUUCUUACAUAUUGCCCCUCUUAAUAAUUUCCAACAGGGCUGAAAACUACCAUAGACAAGACCUUUUUUCGCAGUUGUAGGCUGGCAUUAGUUGCGAGGAACAGAUUGUUAUGGCCUUGUUGACAAUCAUGCACCCAGUUAUCAUCAGUCUGUGUACCAAAUCAUACCAUCCAUCUCAGAAAUAAAGGCUGAGGGGA
Acanthopagrus latus (yellowfin seabream) is the source of this 6304-nucleotide messenger RNA. It is a transcript of the gene nrcama, whose product is annotated as neuronal cell adhesion molecule a. The transcript is spliced from 32 exons. Gene Ontology annotation, molecular function: cell-cell adhesion mediator activity. Gene Ontology annotation, cellular component: axon; plasma membrane. The record is from RefSeq and is a predicted model, not a curated record. NCBI's taxonomy places the organism in Eukaryota, Metazoa, Chordata, Actinopteri, Spariformes, Sparidae. Bases 385 to 4290 code for a protein of 1301 amino acids. Gene Ontology annotation, biological process: brain development; axon guidance; cell-cell adhesion.